AUGAGCACAACGCUGCUCAAGAGACAGCAACAAAUGUGUAACUUUAUCACCUGGCGCGAGUACACUGUCGUGUAUAGAAGAUACGCGAGCCUGUACUUCAUCUUCUGUACAGACAACAUCGACAACGAGUUGAUCACUCUGGAGAUCAUGCACCUGCUGGUGCGAGCGCUUGAUCGAUACUUCGACAGCGUGUGCGAACUCGACCUCAUCUACGAGUUCGAGCGGUGCUAUGGUAUCGUGGAUGAGAUGUUCAUGGGCGGCGAGCUCCAGGAGACUGUCCUUACCGAGAUCACCACGCAAGCGGCCGAGUGCGAGAUGGACGAACUGACCAGGGCGCUCAACGAGGCCAACCUCCUCUGA
This is a messenger RNA of Acanthamoeba castellanii str. Neff, 360 nucleotides long. RefSeq names its product clathrinassociated adaptor complex AP-1 small chain sigma1, putative. The transcript has 4 exons. The record is from RefSeq and is a predicted model, not a curated record. NCBI's taxonomy places the organism in Eukaryota, Discosea, Longamoebia, Acanthamoebidae. Gene Ontology annotation, biological process: intracellular protein transport; vesicle-mediated transport. Gene Ontology annotation, cellular component: membrane coat; intracellular membrane-bounded organelle. The coding region runs from base 1 to 360 and encodes 119 amino acids.